AUGCAUUCUCCAAAGGACAUGUUUGAAGAGCUGGAGCAGAGUAAUAAAAGUUACGUGACUAGGUUCAUACUUUCUGGAAUCACUUCAGACCUAAAACUUCAGUUACCCCUAUUUCUGCUAUGUUUGUUAGUGUAUAUUAUAACAUUAAUGGGUAAUAUCACUAUAAUUACAUUAAUUAGAAUUACACCUAAUCUGCAAACACCAAUGUAUUUUUUCCUUAUGAACUUAUCCCUUGUAGACAUAUUGUAUUCAUCGACAAUUACGCCCAACAGUUUGGCUAACAUUAUCUCUGUCGAUAAAACAAUAUCAAUCAUUGGUUGUGCAAUACAGUUGUUUUUCUUUAUUGACUUGGCCGCUUCUGAAGCAAUGCUACUCGCGGUUAUGGCUUAUGACAGAUAUGUAGCAAUAUGCCAACCAUUGAAUUAUCCAAUACUUAUUAACAAUAAAAAAUGUAUUCAACUGAUAUGUACAGUAUACUUUGCAGGCUGUAUUAAUUCACUGAUACAUACUUACUGUGCAUUUAGGGUGCCAUUGUUUUGUUCAAGUCAUGUCAAUCAUUUCUAUUGCGAUCUUAUACCCAUCUUAACAUUAUCUUGUCAGGACACAUUUUUGAAUGAAGUGUUUUUGUUUACUUUUGCUGGUUCUAUUGAAGUUGGAUCUCUGUUAUGUAUUUUGGUAUCAUACACAUGUAUUCUUUUGGCUUUGUUUAAGAUCCACUCUACUGCAGGUGGACAUAAGACGUUUUCCACCUGUGCCUCUCACCUAACUGUUGUAGCUUUAUUCUACGGUCCUGUUCUAUACAUGUACUUGAGACCAACUACUUCAUACUCUAUGGAUGGGGACUGGGUAGUGUCUGUGUUCUACACAGUGGUUGUUCCAAUGCUAAACCCUAUCAUCUAUAGCUUAAGGAAUAAAGACGUAAAGGAGGCCCUACAAAAAUCUAAGAUCCUUAUAGUAUUUUGA
Messenger RNA from Pelobates fuscus (common spadefoot toad), 963 nucleotides. RefSeq names its product olfactory receptor 5AP2-like. Gene Ontology annotation, cellular component: membrane. Gene Ontology annotation, molecular function: odorant binding; olfactory receptor activity; G protein-coupled receptor activity. The transcript has 2 exons. Gene Ontology annotation, biological process: G protein-coupled receptor signaling pathway. The record is from RefSeq and is a predicted model, not a curated record. Bases 1 to 963 code for a protein of 320 amino acids. NCBI's taxonomy places the organism in Eukaryota, Metazoa, Chordata, Amphibia, Anura, Pelobatidae.